Molecule: messenger RNA, 1522 nt
Organism: Lacerta agilis (Sand lizard)
Lineage: Eukaryota; Metazoa; Chordata; Lepidosauria; Squamata; Lacertidae
Gene: FECH
Product: ferrochelatase
Exons: 11
Coding region: 96-1355 (419 amino acids)
Biological process (GO): heme biosynthetic process
Molecular function (GO): protoporphyrin ferrochelatase activity
Source: RefSeq, a predicted model, not a curated record
AGUGGGCGAGACUCCCGGGGAAGGCAUGCAAAACAAAGCAGCUCAGUUAACUUGAGGAAGGAACUGUACCACUCGGGCUGCUGCACAGUAACGGAAUGCAUUUAGUUAACACAAACAUGGCUGCUGCCUUCAGAGCUGCAAACCGAGCCUUGUACCCAUUCACAGCAAGCAAUGGCUGCAGUCGGGCAAGAGUCCAGCUACAAGGGAGAUGUCGGUCAACAGCAACGGCAGCUGUGCAGGCCAAAAAAACCAAGCCUCAGACCCAACCUGAAAAGAGGAAACCUAAAACGGGGAUCUUGAUGUUAAACAUGGGAGGCCCAGAGACACUUGGAGACGUCCAUGAUUUUCUGCUAAGGCUUUUCCUCGACAGAGACCUGAUGACUCUUCCGGUCCAAAAUAAGCUGGCGCCUUUUAUUGCCAAGCGACGUACGCCCAAAAUCCAGGAACAGUAUAGUCGGAUUGGUGGAGGAUCGCCUAUUAAGAAAUGGACUGCUAUGCAAGGAGAAGGCAUGGUGAAGCUGUUGGAUGAAAUGUCUCCUCACUCCGCUCCGCACAAGUACUACAUCGGUUUCCGCUACGUCCACCCUCUGACGGAAGAAGCCAUUGAAGAGAUGGAGGAGGAUGGCAUUGAACGGGCUGUUGCUUUCACGCAGUACCCACAGUACAGCUGCUCCACCACAGGGAGCAGCUUAAACGCUAUUUAUCGCUACUAUAACAAAAAGGGGGAUAAGCCAAAGAUGAAGUGGAGCACAAUUGACAGGUGGCCAACGCAUCCCCUUCUCAUUCAGUGCUUUGCAGACCACAUCCAGAAGGAACUGGACUUAUUUCCACCCGACAAAAGGAAAGAUGUAGUUAUCCUGUUCUCCGCUCACUCUCUGCCAAUGUCUGUAGUUAAUCGUGGCGAUCCAUACCCACAAGAGGUGGGAGCAACCGUUCAGAGGGUUAUGGAGAAACUCAACCACUCCAACCCAUAUAGGCUUGUGUGGCAGUCCAAGGUUGGUCCUAUGCCUUGGUUGGGUCCUCAGACGGAUGAGACGAUCAAAGGGCUUUGCCAGAGGGGAAAGAAGAAUAUUUUGCUGGUUCCAAUAGCGUUUACUAGUGACCACAUAGAAACACUCUACGAACUGGACAUCGAAUACGCACAAGUCUUAGCCAGUGAGUGCGGAGUCGAAAACAUCCGAAGAGCAGAAUCCCUUAAUGGAAACCCAUUGUUUGCCAAGGCCCUCGCAGACUUGGUCUCUUCCCAUCUCAAGUCAAACGAAAUCUGCUCCAAGCAGUUAACCCUCAGUUGCCCUCUUUGCGUGAAUCCCACUUGCCGAAAGACAAAAUCGUUCUUUACCAGCCAGGAGCUGUGAUGCCGCAUCUGCAGUGGGUUCACCUGACAAGAGAGUAUAACCCUGCGGAUCCUGCCCCGUGCGCCCGUUUACACUGCUUUCUUUUGCCCCGCUCAGGGCCGCUUCAGACGGGACGAUUAUACUCCUCUGUAUGCUAAGAAGGGUCCCAAAUUGGGUUAGCACUGGGC